Oppiella nova is the source of this 1347-nucleotide messenger RNA. Lineage: Eukaryota; Metazoa; Arthropoda; Arachnida; Sarcoptiformes; Oppiidae. The record is from the annotation of a GenBank genome assembly.
CGUGAAUUCAUUGAAACUUACGGCUAUUGACAGUGUUUUUCAGUAAAAACAGUGAAACACAUCCAAUGUAUUGAUUAAUCAUUGAUUAUAUUAUGAUAAUAACUCCACAUAUUUACCAUCAAUUGAAUCAAACAACACAUGAUUAGAUGGUUGGAUCAGAUGACUAAUUUAUAUAUACAUUUAUGAUAGAGUGAUUGUGUGUGAAGUGAGCUUGUUGCAUUUGUCAAUUAAACUGCAUUUGACAUACAGUCUAUUACUCACGCUUGUGAGUGACAAAUCUCUGAUUAUCUCAUCUGAAUUACAAGAUCUUAAGGGCUUCACCAGUGAUGGGAUCAUCGACUGGUGUGACUCGAGGUCAGCUGAGACCACACUUUUCGGGCCGAAGUCCACCAUUUGUUUUGGCGGCUCUAUGUGUGGGCUUAGGAAUACUUGGCGUCAGUUAUUGGAGUCUUUCGCAAGAAUACAACCAAUUGGAGGAACAGCUGAAGAAGAUUCUCAUCAGAAAAGACUCGAUUGAAAACGACUUGACUUUCAUUCAGAAACAGCUUAAUGUCAGGGAAGAGGAGUUCAGUAGAGCUCAGCAAACGCUGCAGAAGAAGGAACAGGACUUGACUUCAGCCAAGACUGACAUCAAGUCUAAAGCCGAAGAACUUCACGCAAUGCUUACUAGAAUUGAAUCCCUCAAAGACAGCGAUGACAAAUGUAAUGAGGAAUUGAACAAAAAGACCAACGAAUUGGCGGACACUUUGACUAAACUUAAAGAAAUUCAACAAAAAGAUGAUUCAAAAGACACCAACGAAUCGCUGAACCAAUUAAAAGAGGAAAACAAACGAUUAGAAACACAAUUAGAAGUCUUGAGGAAAGAGUUGUCGGAUAGGAAUGCAACGAAUAUUAGCCAUCAAAAUGACACCAAUUUUGUCACUUCUGCUGCAUUUGACAAACAAUUUCCAAACAAUGAUAUCAACGCUAUUGGCAUCGAAUCAAACAAAUCAAACCCCAGUUUAAAUAAAACGGAAACUGUUGGCAACAAAAUAGAAACAGAUUCUGAACCCAAACCCAUUGUGGCCGACAAUGGCAACGAUAGGCCAGAAGAAGCAGUGGUGUCACAACCCCUCAAAGACAAUCAAUUGCUAAGUAAUGCUUUGCCUGAAGAGGACCGCAAAGAGGAGGGUAUCGUCGAAGCUAAUGAUAAUGAAAUGGGAGACCCACUGAAAGCCGAUGUACCAAAUGAUCUCAACAAAUAUUCUGAAGAUAAACAGAAUAUCUAAGACUAUGGCAUAAAUUUAUAUCAUUUGAAAGCGUUGUUUAGUUUUUAUAAGUAUUGAAACCAUCAUAAGUCGAGUUGGC